Molecule: messenger RNA, 628 nt
Organism: Dentiscutata heterogama
Lineage: Eukaryota; Fungi; Glomeromycota; Glomeromycetes; Diversisporales; Gigasporaceae
Source: the annotation of a GenBank genome assembly
CACGAGUGUUUUUAGAAAUUUAGAAGAUGAGUUUGAGGACGAAGAAUUAGAAGAUAGAAUUUAUGGAUUUUCAGAAUUAGAAGACCAAGAAGGAAGUUCUGAAGAGGAUGAUACGGAUGAUGGGUAUGAGAACAUUAAUCCGAAUAACCUAGGAGAAGGAGAAGCCUGGUGGAAUUUGAACAGUGACGACGAUUAUGUACGGGAAGAUAAUCACGAGUGGAAUCAAGAAGAAUAUAAUUAUGAAGAAGAGGAGCCUACCUUAUUCGUACCUCUCAAUCCCUGGCAUAGGGAUCAGCCGUGGUUACUAGAUAUAGAAUCAUCAAAUGACGAAUGGGAUAAAGAACAACGUGUCGAUGAAUCUACAGAAUUAACUCCGCCGGAUUUGGCUGAAGAGCCGUACGAAGAGAUCACCGAUCUAUUCGACUUUUAUUUCGAUGAAGAGGAAAAUCCAGUCGCUAGGUAUAACGUCAAGACUCUUCCUAAAGACCAAGAAGAGGAAAUAGAAGUGAUCUUAGCUAAAAAUCUAGAUCUCUUCGCUAAGAGUCUAUCUGAACUUGGCCGAACCAAUAAAUGUUGUCACCGGAUAAUUACCGCGGACACCCUACCGAUUAAACAAAGGCCAUACUGA